GACCGGACCCCCAGAUGGGAGCGGCGGGCGCCGGACCCUCAGGUGAUGGAGCGACAGGUCUCGGGCUCCUCAGGCGGGUGCGGCGGGGCGCCGGAAUCCCAGGUGUGGAGCGACAGGUCUCGGGCCCUCAGGCGGAAGCGGCGGGCGAGCCGGAUCCCCAGGCGGAGCGACAGGUCUCGGGCCCCCAGGCGGAGCGGCGGGCGCCGGACCCCAGGCGGAAGGCGGACAGGUCUCGGGCCCUCAGGCGGGUAGUAAGAGCGGCGGGCGCCGGACCCCAGGCGGAGCGACAGGCUCUCGGGCCCUCAGGCGGAGAGCGGCGGGGCGCCGGAGCCCCCAGGCGGAGC
Messenger RNA from Staurois parvus, 344 nucleotides. NCBI's taxonomy places the organism in Eukaryota, Metazoa, Chordata, Amphibia, Anura, Ranidae. The record is from the annotation of a GenBank genome assembly.